Sipha flava (yellow sugarcane aphid) is the source of this 1775-nucleotide messenger RNA. RefSeq names its product H/ACA ribonucleoprotein complex non-core subunit NAF1. NCBI's taxonomy places the organism in Eukaryota, Metazoa, Arthropoda, Insecta, Hemiptera, Aphididae. The record is from RefSeq and is a predicted model, not a curated record. Gene Ontology annotation, biological process: box H/ACA snoRNP assembly; pseudouridine synthesis; ribosome biogenesis. Gene Ontology annotation, molecular function: RNA binding. Gene Ontology annotation, cellular component: sno(s)RNA-containing ribonucleoprotein complex. The transcript has 8 exons. The coding region runs from base 154 to 1710 and encodes 518 amino acids.
UGAUAAGCCACCACGAGUUUCCGACGGUGUUGCAUCGCGUGUUGAACGUUUCGUCAACGACUCGUACGCGCGCACUUUCCGUGUCGCCGUUCGCUGUUCGUCAUCAAUUUACGACCGGUGUGGACAUUCGGAAAACCUACCUGCAGUUUGACGAUGGACGACGACGACGAUCGAAUCAGCGACUCGUCCGACGACGGCAAUCCCGGGACCAUUAUUGUUAGUGGACUUUUUGGUAUUGCCAAUGAAGAAAGUAUUACUGAUGAUUUUGGUACUUCAAAUUCAGAAUGCAGUGAUGAUAUUAUUAUGGAAGAAGUAGAUAACAAGGAAAUAAUACAUGAAGAAAAUAAUGACAAUGAUGCAAAAAAACCAGAUAAUGUGAACAGUAUUGCAUUAAAAGAAGAUCUCAAUGAAAAAAAAGAUGAACCAAUGGUAAGCACCGAAAAAAGUAGUUUUGGAAGUCAUAUUUUGGGCUCAAAAUCUACCAAUAUUGAUUCAGAAUCGCCAACUUCAUUUGCUGUUAUAUCUGAAAGUUUUGAAAAAUCAAGGCAGGAUAUUUCUUCAAAUAAAUCAGUUAUAUCAUCUGAAACAAACAAUGUUCAAGAGACCGAAUUGGAUUCUAAGUCUUCAGUAGUUGUAGCUAAACGCAAUUUACCAUCAACUCUCUCUUUGAUUUCUUCAAAUUAUCAAGACUCAAGUUCUGAAGAUUCAAGUAGUGAAGAUAGUUGUGUUUCCAAUUCUGACAAUGAAGGUAGCAUUAUUUCCGUUCCAUUUGUAAAAGAAGAAAAUGUAAGAACUAAAGGAGAACUAGACAUUUCUGAUUUGCCGCCUAUUGAAGAUUUAAAAAUAUCAGUUGAUGAAGAUAAAUGUCAACCAAUCGGUUGCAUAAAAAGUAUUGUUGACACUUUAGUUAUUGUUGAAGCAUUUUUAAACCAGCCGGCAUUAGAUAUUGAUUCAGUAUUAUUUGUGGAUCGUGGACAGCGGGCAUUGGGAAGAGUAUUUGAUGUUUUUGGUCCUGUUAAUAAACCUUUUUAUGCAGUCCGCUUCAACAAUUCUGACCAUAUCAAAAAAUUUGAUAUUAAUAUCAAAGAGCCAGUAUAUUGUGCUCCUCAGACAGAAUAUGCUAAUUUUGUUAUGGUAUCUCAACUUAUGAAAAUGAAAGGAAGCGAUGCUUCUUGGAGACAUAAUAAUGAACCACCCUGUGAAUAUCUCGAUUAUUCCGAUGAUGAAGCAGAACAGCAAGCUAAGAAAAUCCGUAAACAGAAAAAACUUAAUGCCAAACUCCAAGGAAAUAUUACCGAAAACGGAGAUAAACCACCUAAUCCUCCUAAUCGAAAUAUCAAAAAUAAACCUUCGGGUAGCAAUGCAGUUGAAAAUACUCCUCAACGCUCAACUACGAAGAACUCUAAUUGGGCGCAAAAACCAUAUAAUCCUCGUCCUCCCAACCCUCCUAACUUAAAUCGAGGCCCUAGAAAUUUUCCAACAUAUGCUCAGCAAUUGAGUUCCAUGGACUACAACCAUUCUUAUCGUCAACUACAACCAUAUAAUCCAUGGUAUUAUGAUCCAAUGUAUGCACCAAGACAUAGUUAUCCUUAUCCUCCACCACCUCCGCCUCCUUUUAUGACACCUGGAUAUGAUUAUCAAUUACAAAGACCUCCUAAUUCAUCAAAUAAUCCUGGUCGAUAUCCGUAUCCUGAUCAUAAUUUUAGAUGAAUUCUUUAUAAUUAAAAUUAUAAAUAUGUUAGGGGUACUUUUUUUUUUUUUUUUUUACCUUGUUU